GUGCUUCAAUCUCAUCUUGGCGAUCGCUGCGAGCCCCUCCCCAGCAGCAGCAUCCAUGGAUUCCCUUCGAGUCUAUCAAAGCGACGAUGAUUCCAGCAAUACCGAACAUGCCGGCGAUACCAGCGAUGCCGCCCGUCCCAGCAACCGGCCUCCAUUAGCUCCGUCGUUACCCUUGGCUCGCCAACCGCCAGCGAGCGCCGAUCUUGGUCGGACACCACGGACUCUGCUCGAACGGCUGCCAGAACCAUUGUUCGGGAAUGCCGAUCCACAAGAGACCAACGCCGCCAUAGCAGCACACCCUUCGAUCGCCCGGCACACCCUGGCCAUGGCAAGCGCACAUUCGCUCCAGCCCUCUCCUCAGAAACAAAGAUACCCGACCUGCCUUCAGCCAGCACCAGCAGCACCAGCAGCACCAGCAAUCCCCGAGCAACACUCGCCCAACUACCGAUCCGUGCACAAUCUCAAACGCUCCAGGAUAGAUGAACCGCCGCGGGAGCUGCGACCCUACACCUCCAAGAGAAGCCAGUCUCGCCAGAGCCAACCGCAAGUCACCACCGCGGACCAUGCAUCGACCGGUUCGCUUUCCCUCGAGCUCGCAGAGGACAGCCAGUCUGGAGAGCAUGGGCCGUUGAUCAAGAAAUAUUUGGGCGAUCACGAUUCGGCCGGCUCAGAAUUACCGCGGACCGUCGGCCUGUUGCUGGAGGGACACACCAAGGGUGUCAACCGACUGGCAUGGCAUCCUCGAGGGUCGCUGUUGGCGUCUGCAUCUCAGGACGGCACAGUGUUUCUCUGGGACUUCAUGAAUGGCAAAUCGCCCACCCUGUCGAUCCGCCACGACGCGUCCGUCAAAGAUCUGACCUGGAGUCCGGAUGGAAGUGUACUUGCAAGCAUAGGAUUCAGCAAGAGGCUUCUGCAAACAGAUGUCUGCACGGGGGCCACUCUGUUCACAGCCGAGCAUGCCGACUAUGGGACCUGCGUCAGAUUUCAUCCAAGAAAUCCCAACCUCCUUCUGUCGGGCACCGUCGGAUCCGGGCUGAUGCUGUGGGAUACUCGGAUAUCAAGCAACUGCCAGCGGCGCUUCCAAGGAAACUUUGGCCAAGUCCAUGCUGUCGAGUUUGUGCCCGACGGCACCAAGUUCAUCUCGACGGCGGAUGUGCUGCGGCGGAAUGCAGCCGACAAAGGCCUCGUCGUCUGGGACAUUGAAACGCCCACGGUGCUGUUCUCUUCGCUGUAUCUGGAGGCGUAUUCAUGCCCAUCGAUCCGAAUCCACCCCCAUGAGCAACAGUUUGUCGCACUCUCGAACGGCAACUAUGUUAUGGCUUUUGGGCUGAAGCCACCAUUCAAGCAAAUCAAGUCGAGGCGCUUCUCUGGACAGUCGGUCGACGCCUUCCCGAUCCAGGUUGCGUUUUCUCCGUCAGGGGCGACCAUGUCAAGCGGCUGUUCCUCGGGAAAUCUGGUGUUCUGGAGGUGGAGACAAAAGCCGCAAGAUCGCAGGAAUCGGCAAGAGCCAGCGGAACCAGAGAAGGUCGUUCGGCACGGACACGACGGACCAUCGAUCCAGUUUGAAUGGCGGCCGACCGUCCAUGUGGCAUCCAAAGUCGUUGGCGCCAGCUGUGGCUGGAGCGAUGGGACAGUCAAGCUGUGGCAGUAGGCAUUGUGCCCCCCCUCCCACUCAUAGAAGGGAUUACAGGCAAUCCAAUAAAAAACGGGACACCCAGGGUUUUGACCA
Messenger RNA from Polychytrium aggregatum, 1729 nucleotides. RefSeq names its product WD40-repeat-containing domain protein. Lineage: Eukaryota; Fungi; Chytridiomycota; Chytridiomycetes; Polychytriales. Gene Ontology annotation, molecular function: protein binding. The record is from RefSeq and is a predicted model, not a curated record. The transcript has 9 exons. The coding region runs from base 56 to 1651 and encodes 531 amino acids.